Molecule: messenger RNA, 4285 nt
Organism: Cuculus canorus (common cuckoo)
Lineage: Eukaryota; Metazoa; Chordata; Aves; Cuculiformes; Cuculidae
Gene: TOP3B
Product: DNA topoisomerase III beta
Biological process (GO): DNA topological change
Cellular component (GO): nucleus
Molecular function (GO): DNA topoisomerase type I (single strand cut, ATP-independent) activity; DNA binding
Source: RefSeq, a predicted model, not a curated record
GCGUGGCCUGUGGGUGGGGCGCCUCCGCGCCUUCCGCCCCGUGACCCGGCAGUGGUCGCGGUUCGGGUCGGCUCUCCCACCACUCUUGCGCCGCGGCCCCUCGGGGCUCUCCUCGCAGUCGGGCCUCGGGAGGCGGCCCUGCGCAGUCCUCCCCUGUUCUUCCCCCGAGCCGUCCGUCCUGAGCGGAGCCGCCUCCGGCGAAGAUGAAGACGGUGCUGAUGGUGGCCGAGAAGCCUUCGCUGGCGCAGUCCAUCGCCAAAAUCCUCUCCAGGGGAAACAUGUCCUCUCGCAAGGGACUGAACAGUGCAUGCUCUGUGCACGAGUACACGGGAUCAUUCGUAGGACAGAGUGCCCAUUUCAAGAUGACGUCUGUGUGUGGUCAUGUCAUGACUUUGGAUUUCAUAGGCAAAUACAAUAGCUGGGACAAAGUGGAUCCAGCAGAACUUUUUAGCAAAGCUCCAACAGAAAAGAAAGAAGCCAAUCCCAAACUGACCAUGGUGAAGUUUUUACAGGUGGAGGGAAGGGGCUGUGACUGUAUUGUCUUGUGGCUGGAUUGUGAUAAGGAAGGAGAAAAUAUCUGCUUUGAAGUUCUUGAUGCUGUCCUUCCUGUUAUGAACAAGCCUCGAGGCACUGAGAGGACGAUUUAUAGAGCUAAAUUCAGUUCUAUUACUGACACCGACAUCUGCAAUGCCAUGAAUCACUUGGGAGAACCCAAUCGCAAUGAAGCUCUGUCAGUGGACGCCCGCCAGGAGCUGGAUCUCAGAAUUGGCUGUGCGUUUACAAGGUUUCAGACUAAGUAUUUUCAGGGGAAAUAUGGGAAUUUAGACAGCUCCCUCAUCUCCUUUGGGCCAUGUCAGACCCCAACGCUUGGAUUCUGUGUCGAAAGGCAUGAUAAAAUCCAGUCGUUUAAGCCUGAGACUUACUGGGUAUUGCAAGCUAAAGUGAACCCUGAAAAAGAAAGUUCUCUCACGUUGGAUUGGGAUAGAGUGAGGGUUUUUGAUCGUGAAAUUGCCCAAAUGUUCCUGAAUAUAACAAAGAUGGCAAAAAGAAGCAAAGGUAAUAAUAUUUACUAAAUACAUCUGGUGAGUAAAAAAGAGAAGGUGAAGCAGACACUGGCUCUGAACACAGGUAAAAUGCUACGAGUGGCCAGUGCUGCUUUAGGUAUGGGUCCACAACGCAUGCAAAUAGCAGAGCGUCUUUAUACUCAGGGUUAUAUCAGCUACCCUCGAACAGAAACUACCCAUUAUCCAGAUAACUUUGACUUGAAAGGAUGUUUGAGACAACAAGCCAAUAAUCCUCACUGGGCAGAAACUGUAAAGCAAUUGCUGUCAGAAGGCAUUAAUCGUCCCAGGAAAGGCAUAUGCGGAGACCAUCCUCCCAUCACUCCAAUGAGAGCUGCAACUGAAGCAGAAUUAGGUGGAGAUGGAUGGCGACUGUAUGAGUAUAUAACAAGGCAUUUUAUUGCCACUGUCAGCGCUGAUUGCAAGUUCCUGCAGACCACCAUUUCUUUCAGUAUUGGCCCUGAACAUUUCACCUGUAUCGGAAAAGUGGUAACUUCACCAGGGUUCACAGAAAUUAUGCCAUGGCACAGUAUCCCAUUAGAAGAGAGCCUUCCCCACUGUGAGAAAGGAGAUCUUUUCCCAACUGGUGAAAUAAAAUUGGUGGAAAAACAAACUUGUCCCCCUGAUUACCUGACAGAAGCAGAACUUAUCACUCUGAUGGAAAAGCAUGGCAUUGGAACCGAUGCAAGUAUUCCAGUCCACAUUAACAACAUUUGCCAGCGAAACUAUGUCACCGUGGAGAGUGGUCGGAGACUGAAGCCUACAAACCUUGGCAUUGUUCUGGUUCAUGGCUAUUACAAAAUAGAUGCAGAAUUGGUUCUUCCUACAAUCCGCAGUGCUGUAGAGAAGCAACUCAACUUAAUAGCUCUGGGUAAAGCGAAUUAUCAUCAGGUCCUGGAGCACACCCUUGACAUUUUCAAAAGGAAAUUUCACUAUUUUGUGGAUUCUAUUGCAGGUAUGGAUGAGCUGAUGGAAGUAUCUUUUUCACCUUUAGCUGCCACAGGUAAACCUCUUUCCCGCUGUGGUAAAUGCCAUCGUUUCAUGAAGUAUAUUCAGGCCAAACCAAGUCGUCUGCAUUGCUCUCACUGUGAUGACACCUACAGCCUUCCACAGAAUGGAACAAUUAAACUCUACAAAGAGUUGCGUUGCCCCUUAGAUGACUUCGAGCUGGUGCUGUGGUCAUCUGGGUCCAGAGGAAAGAGCUACCCACUCUGUCCAUACUGUUACAACCAUCCUCCCUUCAGGGACAUGAAAAAAGGAAUGGGCUGUAAUGAAUGCACCCACCCCACGUGCCAGCAUUCUCUUAGCAUGCUUGGAAUUGGGCAGUGCGUUGAAUGUGAGAAUGGGGUUCUGGUUCUUGACUCUACGUCGGGUCCCAAGUGGAAGAUGGCGUGCAACAAAUGCAAUGUGAUUGUGCACUUCUUUGAGAACGCUCAUAAAGUCCGGGUGUCACCAGAGACCUGCGACCUGUGUGAUGCAGCCCUUGUGGACGUAGAUUUUAACAAAGCCAAAUCCCCUCUCCCUGGUGAUGAGACCCAGCAUUCAGGCUGCAUAUUCUGUGAUCCUGUGUUUCAAGAUCUGGUGGAGCUGAAACAUGCAGCCAUGAGGCACCCCAUGCACCGCGGGGGACAAGGAAAAAGGCAAGGUCGAGGAAGAGGUAAAGGCAGGAGGCCAGGAGGAAGACUCAAUCCAAAGAAACCUAAGGACAAAAUGGCAGCUCUGGCUGCUUACUUUGUAUAAUGGCCACACAACAGACAAAUAAACUUCUUGUAAAAAUGUGUUUCUCUUUAAGUUCAUUCUUAAGUAUUUUUGAUCUUCACUGCUUUCCUGCUCUUGGUAAAGUUAAACACCUUAGAUUGUACCUUGAUUUAACAUCAUUUCUGCAUGGUCAGCAACUGAGAAAGCCUUUAAGCUUUUGAUUGGAAUUCAUUGGUCCAAGUCGAGCUUGCAAACAGUAGGGAGACUUUGGAAGUCCACCUAGACUGCUACCCGUGGCUGAUAGAAAGAAAAUGAAAUUGCCCUCUUCUAUCAUUUCUGGAGCCUUUGUCCAUGAUACAAGUGCCAGGAACAGAAGUGCUAGUUCAGAUCACUGUUAUGUUGCUGUGGUCUUUAGGUGGGGAAUGAGACUGGUUUCAUCUGACUUUGAAUCUUCAAAAAUAAUAUGUUAUUAGUAGCUGUCAUAUUUUAAAAUUACAUCUGCCAUAGCAAGAGCACUACUUCAAAUCUGUCAUUCUGCUGCAUAAGAGAAUAAUGCCCAGGGGCACAGCAAAUGGGAAUCAUGAAUGUGAAGGGGAAGAUCUGCAUUGAGCAGCAAUUCCCAAAUUAUGGUCUGUGCAGCCAAGUUAGUGUCCUUUGGUCAGUGGACCCCUGCUAAAUGACACCUCCUCCUGCUGCUGGAGGUCAGCUUGAGUACCCAGGCAGUUUUUUUUCCUCUGUUUGCAUACCUGCUCAGAUGGGGUUUGUACUGUCUGCACCCCAAAUUGUCAUUUUGGUAUUGGCUAGUUUUGCCAUGAAAAGAAGGGGAUUUUCUGUGGAUCUGUAUCCAGCCUCUGUGGCACUGGGUGCCACAUUACAAUAUCAAAUUACACCAAUACAUACUAUUCCCCUUUCCUUGCACCUGCACGUAGUGGGUCAUAUCUGGUCAUCUGAUCAAAGGCAGUUUGUAUCAUCUGUGCCUGCAGUCGCUCUUGGUGCUAGUUGUGGCUCGAUGGGGGAAUGCCAUCACAGUCUUGCAUGGUGCAAAGGCUCCUGCAUUUCAACCAAGACGCCGCAGAGAGCAGCUUGGCAGGUGAUUUAUUUGCAACAGAAAGGAAAGUCCAGUCUCUACAAAAGGCAGUGUCCCACUGUUGUUUUAAUUGGCCCAGCGUGUGCAUUUGCUGAGCUAAAGAAUACGGAACACCACAGCCCCAAGCCUGUUCCUCUGAUAGACAUUUAUACUGUUACAGCUCAAACAUGAACUAUGGUUUAGUAGUAUUGAUUAAAAGACCCAGCCGUAGGUAGAAGUUUCUUUUCAUAGUUCUUGUUUGGUUUAUAUUUUUUGUAAAUAUUAAAUGUUUUUCCUGAUAAAACCAAACUGUCUUUGCUUCUCCCUUAGCCUGGAGCGAGUAACAUCUUUUUGUGUUUUGAAGAUCUUUGUACUGCAAUGUUUUGGAGCCAUAGAUCUUGGCAUAAACUAUAACAGGUUUCAGGGUGCUUGUAUCGAUUCAGUUGUUCAAAUCCUCUCU